Messenger RNA from Rhopilema esculentum, 2131 nucleotides. RefSeq lists its product as uncharacterized. The record is from RefSeq and is a predicted model, not a curated record. NCBI's taxonomy places the organism in Eukaryota, Metazoa, Cnidaria, Scyphozoa, Rhizostomeae, Rhizostomatidae.
GUUCUUUAUAAGUUAAAUUGGAGAGCGAACAUUCUUCAAUCGAAAGAAAAUGGGUUGCAAAUGUCGAACUAUCAUUCUUGCUGUGUCGGGUGUGUUUGAAUUGACUGUUGGAGGUGUGAUUUUAUUUUUGGGAUUCUUUAGUGCAGCGUCUUUAUCCAGAUAUAUUAUGUUAGCAGUUGGCUGUUUGUUUUUCUGCUGUGGAUGUGCCGCACUAAAAGUUAUGGUGACAAUGGCCAGAGGCGAACCAGACAACAAAGUUUUAAAUUAUGGUGUAUGUAGCAUAGUGGCAUUCAUCCCCAUAUGUGGCUUGAACAUCGCGGAUGUUUUAAGUUAUAAAUCAGAUUGUACUGGACAUGGAAGAUUAGACAGAGGUAUGUGCAAAAUUGUAUUGGGUGUAAUGAUUGCCAUGAACUGCUCUGCUUUUGUGCUUCUGGUCUCAGGACUUUAUGGGUGCUAUUUAGCAUGGAAACAAAAACAUGAGGAGUCAGAAACAGUUCAUAUGAAUAUGACUUCACCUACAUGGCAAGAGCCUAAACAGAACAUGUAUGUUUGAAAAUGUUACAUCGAUGACUUGCUUGCUUACAAGGAGAAGGGAUCUGGGUUUUCACAGCUAAGUUCCCCAAAGCUAAGAUAGUGGAAGAAGUAAAUCUCAACUCAAAUUAACAGAGUUCUGUUUGAUGUACAUAUCAUUGCUCAUGGAAAUAGCAAACAUGCCACAUUUGAGGACAUUUUAACUUCAAAGGAUCUUAAACAAUACAUUUUCACAAAACUGUCAUAGCUAGGUCACACUAUACACUAUCUAUGUAUAGGUUCAUUGGACAGCAAACAAACAUGCAUAAUGUCCUUGUAUAACAGAAUUGUUUUGGAACUGAAAAUAUUUUUGUAUUUCUGUAUCUAUAUAAUUGGUUGUUCAGAAUGUAGACUUUGUUAUUGCUUGUUUAGAGAUUUGUAUUUUGAGAUCUAAUAAAUGCUUCUUUUUUGCAUAAGAGAAGUACAAGGUAAAAUGAGCUUGUAAAGGGUUUUUUUCUUACACAAGCCUUGAACUUAGAAAAUUAUACGAAAGCAGGAGCAGACUGGAAUGCCAUUUACUUGCCAGGAAAUAGAUCUUCAGGGCCCAAAAACUUUACAUUUUGUGCAUUUGGUUUAAUUUGCAAUUGGAGUGUUGCAGUAUAGUUAGACAUGAAUUGAAAUAAUACACCUGUUAAAGAUGUUAAUUACUUUAGUGAAAAGUUUAGCACUUAACAGCACUAGCACUACAUCAUAAUUUGUCAUAAUUUGGGGGGAUGGGAGAGUUUAGAUUGCGUUAGAAGUUACAAAAAGUAACAGGGUUCAGAAGUUUGUUAAAAGUCAUUGUUAAAAACAAAUUAAAAUGGUUGUUAAAAUAAAGUAACAUGGUAAAUUCAUAAACUUGUUAUCACAGACAACUUUUGACCUGAUCCCCCUGAAAAAUUUCCCGGGAUCCUGUUGGGCCAGUCUGCCAAUGUAUGCAAGUAAAUAAUCACAUGCUUUCAGUGUGUAGGCUUGUAACAAGGUGUAAUGAGUAGAUUUAGCCUUUUAGAUUUUUCUCAUACUAAAGAUAUUUCCAUGCACCUUCAAAUUUGUAUUUUCUUGAUAUAUUCUCCUCAAAAUUAUUUUGUAGUAUGAAUUAAAAACCAUUGACAUGAUUCUUUCUAAAAAGAGUCACAAGCAAUGAAAGACAAAAGACCCAAAACAAAAUAUUUUUAACACCACAUAGUGAAGCUGGGUGCGAAUGCAAACAUUUUAAAUUGCCAAUGUUUGCAUCAUUAUUGCUCUAAACAAUCUAUAGUGGAUUUAUUUGCAUGAAAAACUGAACUUACUUCAAUGAGUUUGCAAUUGAUUCAUGGUUAAAAGACAGGAUUACAUUGAGAUUUCAUAUAGUUUUGACCUGUAAACACAUUUACCCUUGUGUCCACAAAAAGAUCAUCCUCUAUGUCAUCCUCUGCUUUCUAAUUUUUGGAAAAAAUCCACUCAUGACAUCCUUAUUGAAGAAAUCUGUCCAUCACUUUUAUUUUUGUGGCAAACUGACAACAAAAGUGAACUGAAUAGUUGAAUGAAAACAUUGUUAAGACCUGCAUAUCUUUACAAUACUGUUAUGUUAUAAAUCUUUCUU